Messenger RNA from Lingula anatina, 2136 nucleotides. RefSeq names its product hepatocyte growth factor receptor. Lineage: Eukaryota; Metazoa; Brachiopoda; Lingulata; Lingulida; Lingulidae. Gene Ontology annotation, cellular component: semaphorin receptor complex; plasma membrane. Gene Ontology annotation, molecular function: semaphorin receptor activity; protein tyrosine kinase activity; ATP binding. Gene Ontology annotation, biological process: positive regulation of axonogenesis; regulation of cell shape; regulation of GTPase activity. The record is from RefSeq and is a predicted model, not a curated record.
AUUAAGCCGGAAGUAAUGCAAAGUGCCCUUAAUGCACUUCCAGAAUCAUUUUCAUAAUUUUUGUAUUGAUGGACCUUCGAGCAAAAUUAUGAAUUAUUAAUGCGGAGUAUAUGGAUAUUACUACAAAAGUGUGCGUUUUUAGUAACAAUAUGUUCAAUAUUAUUCAGCGGAGGACGGAUGUUGACAGUCACUGGGAAAAAUUUUGACUCAGUUCAACAGCCAAGGAUGUUUGUAUGGAACGGGAAGAUAACGUCGGAAACAACGUAUUGUCUCCAUAUACCAGAAAUGUCCAGCACCACAUUAACAUGUCCAUCGCCAAGAGCGCCUAAAGGGAUUCAUCCAACGCUUCAAGACACUUCAGGUUCCUUGCGCCUGAAGAGACAGUCAGACAGCAUUACCAUCGCGAAGAUUGGCUUUAUAAUGGACGGAGUGAUAGCAGUGCGGAAUUUAACAAACAUAAUUUCUUCUCUUCAAUAUGUUGUGGACCCGUUGUUCCAGGAUUUGACCAGUGACGGUUCUAGUGUGAAAUAUCAAAGUAACGCUAGCUUAGUAAUACGUGGUCAUUAUCUCAACAUUGCCGCAAGUGAAGCAGACGUGACUGUUCUGAUUGGUGGGCAUAAAUGUGACGUCACGGGUUUGGCUCCCAAUUUCCUCGUCUGCAUACCGCCGCAUUUUGACUACGGAGAUAAACAGGUGCUUAUACGUAUGGGUAAUUUAUUGUACCAAGUGGGACAUCUAAACUAUGGGGAUCCUCCUGCAGAUCAUCCUCCAGUCAACUAUGGUUGGGUAGCCGGGCUAAUUGUCCCUAUUGUUGUUUUAUCUGUCAUUGGAAUCGUUACCGGAGUUAAAGUCUACAAAAGAUGUGCAAACGGCACUACUUCCAAUCACAAUGGCGCCAGUGAGACGGAGUACCUCGGUUUAAUGAGUCAAGCCACACCACCGCGUGUUAUCAACACUACAGAAGACGUCUUGAUGCUGGUGAAGGAUGAUGACUUAAAAGCUACUCUAAAACCUGUACUGUUGAGCAGAUACCGGAUUAGAAUUGGGAAGUUAAUAGGCACAGGGCACUUCGGUUGUGUAUUUGAAGCGGUUUACGAAGACAGUGAACAAAGCAACCCAUCAAAAGUUGCCGUGAAAACGUUUCAAGGAAAGGGCGCAGAUAUUCAGCACCUAGAUGAAUUCCUCAGAGAAGGAGCUCUGAUGACGUCAUUCCGCCAUGAUCACGUGUUGACAAUACUCGGGAUAUGCUUCGAAGUGGACGGCAACCCCAUGAUUAUAUUACCGUACAUGGCCAAUGGAGAUCUCAAAACUUACAUCGAGAAUCCUAAGAAUGCACCUACUGGACUACAGCUGCUGCAGUUUGGUUUGGACGUAGCCCGGGGCAUGGAAUAUCUUGCUGAGAACAAAUUUGUCCAUCGAGAUUUGGCUGCUAGAAACUGCAUGCUAGAUGACCAGCUGCACGCCAAAGUGGCCGACUUUGGACUGACUCGCGACGUGUACACCAAGGAAUAUUACAGUUCCAGAGACAAGCAGGCCAAGUUGCCGGUGAAGUGGAUGGCGCCAGAGUCCAUGGAGAGAAACGUUUACACAUUUAGAUCCGAUGUGUGGUCCUAUGGCGUACUACUUUGGGAACUGUUCACCCGCGGUAAGGUACCGUAUCCUGGUGUAGACGGAUGGGAUGUUCUGCAGUUCUUAAAUCUUGGGAGAAGACUGGAUAAACCCGACUACUGUCCUCAGCACGUGUACCAGCUCAUGCUGAAGUGCUGGUCAUGGGAGCCAGAGGAGCGACCAAACUUCACCCCUAUUGUAACACAGAUAGAGGAGACAGUGAGAGUCAACACGGAAGUUGGCGGAGAACCUGGUCACAAUGAACAUGGGGAAGGGGAUGGUGAUUAUCAUGUGUACCUUGAAGUGUUCUAGGUACAAUGUAACAUAUGUAAAUAAUUUAGCCCAAUCGGGUUUUGGACAGUGCUUUUUAUUUGAUUUUUGCUAUGGAUUUGGUACAUUUUUUACCUGCAUAUUUUAUCUCAGUUGUAUGUUUAUUAACGAUCUUUAGAAACGAAUUGCGUGACCACAUUAUAUUGGAUUGGGCAAUUAAGAAAUAAAUAAGACUGCUGUUUCCACGCUUACUGAAUU